Messenger RNA from Cryptosporidium ubiquitum, 426 nucleotides. Its product is annotated as 60s ribosomal protein L27. Gene Ontology annotation, molecular function: structural constituent of ribosome. Lineage: Eukaryota; Apicomplexa; Conoidasida; Eucoccidiorida; Cryptosporidiidae. The record is from RefSeq and is a predicted model, not a curated record. Gene Ontology annotation, cellular component: cytosolic large ribosomal subunit; ribosome. Gene Ontology annotation, biological process: translation. The coding region runs from base 1 to 426 and encodes 141 amino acids. The transcript has a single exon.
AUGAAACAAGGUCGCGUGGUUGUAUUGCUUAAUGGUCGUUAUGCAGGAAAGAAGGCCAUUGUUGUAAAUACUUUUGAAUCAGGAACAAAGGACCGUCCAUUCCCAUUUGUCUUAGUAGCAGGUGUUGAGAAGGCUCCAUUAAAAGUGCAUAAAAGAUUAUCCAAGGAAAAGCUUAAGAAGAAGUCUACAAUUAAGCCAUUUUUAAAGUCAAUCAAUAUGAAUCAUGUGAUGCCAACCCGUUAUGUGGUUUCUGACUUGGACGUUAAGCCACUUCUUCAGGGUAUUGAUAUGCAAGAAGCAGAUGGCAAGAAACAGGCCUUGAGAGCUCUUCAUCUCGUUUUCAAUGACAAGCUCAUCAACAUUCAAUCUGAGAAGGGUAAAGCACCAAAGGAUUUGAUCUUCUUAAGAAAGCCUUUGAGAUUCUAA